GACGGUCGUUGUGAAAAAAAAAAGAGGGUCUUUCGGAUGGAUGUGCGUGCGUCGGGCGUCUCCCCCCCGAAUAGCAGCAGCGGCGGCGGUGGGAGGGAACACGGCGCGAGCGAGAAGGGAUGCGCGGCGGGAGGAGACGGGCGCGCGAGAGAGACGGAUUAAAAAACGACGAGUGGGAGAAGGGCUGCCCCGCCGCCGAAGCGAAUUGCGGGCGGCCACGGUUGUGAGGAAACGUCGGUAGCGGGUCGGAGGGUGGGGCGGAAACCAUAAUGACGAAGAGGUUAUAGGAGAAGAAGGAUGCCAAAGAGGCGGCGGCGGCAGCGCAUCCCUACUACGGCCUACGGGUGUACGUUCGAAGGCGACUACUAACACGUACACCGUACACGAUAUACACCGCUGCGCGUACAUGCAAACGCUCUAAACGUUGACCUGUGGGACGCUAACCUCGGCGCGUGAGACACUUCAGUGGUUGCCAAACUCACGUCUGUCCGGUUCGUCGCCGAGCCGUAUUGUUAUUAUCGCGCACGCGCGAGUAGUAUACAAUUGCACUCGGUUCAGUGUCAGGCAGUUACCAAGCUACCGCUGGGCGCUGACCAGCAGCGGAAAAACUGAUCCUAUCACGAGUAAAACCAGCGGUAGAACAGCAAUUAGAGAAAACUAAACCAUUAAAUCAUAAAAUAACCGCUAAGGAUUUCAUCGAGAAAAGAGACUACAUUGGUGCUUUAACCAUUUUAAAAUUUGAUAUAGAAAAAUCCAAACAAGAUGUGGAAUUAGAACUAUGGCUAGCAUAUUGUUAUUUUCAUUUAGGUGAUUAUAAUAACGCAAUGUUAAUUUACAAAAGUCAUAUCAAAAAUUCAGGAAUAAAACAUUUGUUUGUCAAUUUGGCUUGUUGCUAUUUUUAUUUAGGCAUGUACCCAGAGGCUGAGGAAGUAUUAGAUAAGUCCAACAUCUCCGACGUAAAAAUUCGAUUGCAAUUUCAUCUGUCACAUAAACAAGGUGACGAAAAAAAGCUUAUGGAGUAUCAUGAACUUUUAGCGGAUGUGGUUGAAGAUCAAUUAUCAUUAGCAGCUAUACAUUAUCUUAGAUCACAUUACCAAGAAGCUAUUGAUAUAUAUAAAAAGUUAAUGAUCAAUAAUCGACAUUUUUUGGCACUGAAUGUUUAUAUGGCUCUUUGUUAUUAUAAAUUAGACUUUUAUGAUGUCUCUCAAGAAAUUCUAGAUGUUUAUAUGAAAAAAUAUCCAGAUUCUAUGAUAUUAACUAAUUUAAAAGCUUGCAAUUUGUACAAAUUAUAUGAUGGUAAGGCUGCUGAAUCAGAAUUGAAAAAUCUUAUUGCGAGAAGAUCAUCAACAUUUAAGUUUUGUGAAGAUUUGAUUAAACAUAACAUGGUUGUUUUUCGCGAAGGAGAAGGUGCUUUACAAGUGUUGCCAACUCUUGUUGAUAUCCUUCCAGAAGCCCGUCUUAAUUUGGUAAUAUAUUAUUUGAGACAAGGAGAAAAUGAAGAAGCCUAUGAGUUAAUUAAAGAUUUGGAGCCAGCUAUUCCCCAAGAAUAUAUCUUAAAAGCUAUUGUUAAUGUAGUUGUUGGUCAAGAAAAAGGAGAUACCAAGCAAAUCAAUAACGGACAGAGUUUAUUCAAUAUGGUAGGAAGUAGUUCCAGUGAAUGUGACACAAUACCAGGUCGGCAAUGCAUGGCUUCCUCUUUAUUUUUAGAAGGGCGUUAUGAUGAAGUUAGCUUAUAUCUAAGUUCAAUAAAAAGCUAUUUUUCAAAUGACGAUAGUUUUAAUUUUAAUUUUGCUCAGGUGAAAUUAUCGCUAGGUGAGUACAAAGAAGCAGAAGAGAUGUAUUUACAAGUAAAAAGCAACAAAAUACGAGAAAGUUUUAUUUACAUAAACCAUUUAACACAUUGUUUCAUUAUGAAUAAAAAGUCGCAAUCAGCAUGGGAUUUAUAUUUGAAAAUAGAAAAUUCACAAGAUUCAUUGAUAAUAUUGCAGUCAAUCGCAAAUGAUUGUUAUAAAACUAAUCAGUUUUGGCAAUCAGCAAAAGCAUUUGAUAUGCUCGAAAGGUUAGAUUUAUUACCUGAAUAUUGGGAAGGAAAACGAGGUGCUUGUGCCGGCAUAUUUCAACAAAUUGUUCUUGGCAAUCAACCACAAGAUCAGAUAGCUGAUGUUAUACAUUUAUUAAGAAAUUCAGCAAAUUCUCAAGUUGAACAAAUGAUAAAAAUGAUGAAGAAAUGGGCGAAAAAUAACAAAGUAGUUGUUUAGAUUUAUCCAUGAUAUAACCUAAAUAAGUGGGUGCCUAAAAAUUAUUACACCUUAUAACCUUAUUGUGGCAUAUUCUUAUUAUAUAUUAUGUCUAAAACUUGUAAGUUUUAAAUAUUAAAAUAUGUAUAGCAACUAGCAAAUUAUGAUUAAUAAUA
Molecule: messenger RNA, 2413 nt
Organism: Rhopalosiphum maidis (corn leaf aphid)
Lineage: Eukaryota; Metazoa; Arthropoda; Insecta; Hemiptera; Aphididae
Gene: Ttc26
Product: intraflagellar transport protein 56
Exons: 10
Coding region: 825-2258 (477 amino acids)
Biological process (GO): intraciliary transport involved in cilium assembly; intraciliary anterograde transport
Cellular component (GO): intraciliary transport particle B; ciliary base; ciliary basal body
Molecular function (GO): protein binding; intraciliary transport particle B binding
Source: RefSeq, a predicted model, not a curated record